GCAGAACUUCCAUUUGAAGUGGAGAAACAAGAGUUUAGUGUUGACCCAGCAACAUGCCAUAAUCCAGAAAGUAGCAAACAACAGAACAUGAGCAGAGACUCUCCGUUCAAAAGAAAUGAACAGCAGCAUGGUGGAAAUGGAAAGCAAGCCCACUUCCAGUCACACACACACACACACACAACUUCCCUGAGUCACAAGUGGCACCAGACCUCAUCAAGUACCUCCUACGACGUGAGAUGGUGAGUUCCGGACUCCUGAAGUGGUCCUUCUGUAGCUCAGUUGGUAGAGCAUGGCGCUUGUAACGCCAGGGUAGUGGGUUCGAUUCCCGGGACCACCCAUACGUAGAAUGUAUGCACACAUGACUGUAAGUCGCUUUGGAUAAAAGCGUCUGCUAAAUGGCAUAUAUUAUUAUAUUAUUAUUAUUAAGUUUGAUGAUCGCCCUGAAAAUUAUUGGGCAUGGAAAGCAUCCUUUCUCAAUGCGACCAGAGACUUGAAUUUAUCAGCCAGGGAAGAGUUAGAUCUAAUUACCAAGUGGCUAGGGGCAGAGUCGUCUGAGCAAGCAAACAGAAUUAGAUCUGUCCAUAUUUUCAACGCAACAGCGGGGCUUAACAUGGUCUGGCAACGACUAGAAGAGUGCUAUGGUACACCCGAAGUGAUCGAGAAUGCACUGUUGAAGAAAAUUGAUGAUUUUCCAAAACUGGCUAACAAAGACAAUCACAAACUAAGAGAACUAGGUGACAUUCUUCUCGAACUGGAGUGUGCUAAAGUAGAAGGGUACCUUCCAGGCCUCGCUUAUCUGGACACAUCUCGGGGGGUAAACCCUAUUGUAGAGAAACUUCCAUUCAGUUUACAAGAAAAAUGGAUAGCACAGGGAUCCAAAUAUAAGGAGGACUAUCGGGUAGCAUUCCCACCAUUCUCGUUCUUCUCGAGAUUCAUCAGGAACCAGGCGAAAAUUAGAAAUGACCCCAGCUUCACCCUCUACACCUCAACUAACCAGGUGUCCAUGAAAAGUGAGAAACCUGCCAGGUACAGCGGCAAAACACCUGUGACUGUAUACAAGACAGAUGUGUCAUCUGAGGCCUCAGACCACCAUACCAAACCCAGUAAGACAAAGGUUGAAAACCCUGACCGUCACUGCCCAAUACAUAACAAGCCUCAUCCUCUUAAAAAGUGUUGUGGGUUUAGAUACAAAACUCUAGAUGAGCGCACAUCAUAUCUCAAAGACAAUGGCAUUUGUUUCCGAUGUUGUGGGUCAACUCAGCACAGAGCUAAAGACUGUAAGGUUUCAAUCAAGUGCUCUGAGUGCGACAGCGACAGGCAUCUUGCUGCUCUGCAUCCAGGCCCAGCCCCUACAAAUACAGACACCGCUACAGCAGAGACAGAGCAUGGCGGGGAGCAAGGUGACGAUGCUCUUCUAUCUGUCACCUCAAAGUGUACAGAGAUCUGUGGUGAGGCAGUCAAUCCAAGAUCAUGUUCAAAAAUAUUCCUAGUCAAAGCUUAUCCGGCUGGGAAAAGAGAGAAAGCUGUCAAAAUGUAUGUAGUGCUUGAUGAACAGAGUAACAAAUCUCUGGCCAAGACAGAGUUUUUCAGUCUCUUCAACAUCAAUGACAACUCUGCUCCAUACACCAUGAAGAUGUGUUCUGGGGUAACAGAGACUUCAGGCAGGAGAGCCGUCAACUUCAUGGUGGAGUCUAUAGAUGGACACAUGCAGCUCACUCUCCCUACUCUGAUAGGGUGUGAUAUGAUGCCAGACGAUAGGAUGGAGAUUCCCUCCCCCGACAUUGCGUAUCAUCAUCCCCAUCUGCAACCAGUUAUGGACAGAAUUCCAGCUGUGGACCCAGACGCUCCCAUCCUCCUGCUCUUAGGACGAGACAUCUUAAGGGUACACAAGGUACGAGAGCAAAUCAAUGGGCCCCACGACACUCCUUAUGCACAGCGAUUCGACCUCGGGUGGGUCAUUAUGGGUGAGGUCUGUCUGGGAACGGCUCACCGACCAGCCAAUGUUAACGUGUUCAGGACAAACAUACUUCAAAAUGGUCGCACAUCCUAUCUGAGCCCUUGCCCUGACAUCAUCCAGGUAAAAGAGAACUACAACAGCGUAGCUCAGAAACACAUCUCUCCCUCUACAGUGCACUCGAGAGAUCCAAGCACAACUGUGAACACAGACAGCCUGGGAUGUUCCGUGUUCGACAAAACACAAGACGAUGAUAAACCAGCACCAUCAGUGGAGGACAAAGACUUCUUGGACAUUAUGGACAAACUGGGUUUCCAGGAUGAUGGAAACAACUGGGUGGCUCCAUUACCCUUUCGCCCCACUAGACGUCGCCUUCCUAAUAACAGGGAGCAGGCCAUGAACCGUCUCACAUCACUUUGCAGGACUUUAGACAAAAAGCCUGACAUGAAGCGUCAUUUUAUUGACUUCAUGCAAAAGAUGCUGGAUAACGACCAAGCCGAACCUUCACAGCCACUAGAGGGAGACAAAGAACGUUGGUAUCUGCCCAUAUUUGGUGUUUUACCAUCCACAAAAGCCUGAACAAAUACGAGUAGUAUUUGACUCCAGUGCUAAGUGUCAAGGCGUGUCACUUAACGAUGUUCUGCUCAGUGGUCCAGACUUAAACAACACACUCUUGGGUGUCCUAAUGCGUUUCCGCAAGGAUUGCAUUGCACUAACAGCAGAUGUGCAACAAAUGUUUUACUGUUUUGGUGUACGUGAGGAUCACAGAGAUUACUUAAGGUUUCUCUGGUAUGAAGACAACAACCCAGAUAGAAACAUAACUGAGUACAGGAUGAAAGUCCAUGUAUUUGGGAACAGCCCUUCACCAGCCGUAGCCAUCUACUGCAUGAGACGAGCAGCGCUACAGGGUGAGAAGGAACACGGGUCAGAACCCAAGCAAUAUGUAGUGAGGAACUUCUACGUCGAUGAUGGUCUGACAUCAGUAGCUACUACAGAAGAAGCUGUCAAGAUUCUAAGAAAAACAGAGUCCAACAUGAAACUACACAAGAUUGCAUCCAAUAGCAAAACAGUUAUGGAAGCCUUCCCUAUGGAGGACCGUGCGAAAGACUUAAAAGAUCUGGACCUAGGAGUGGAUCCUCUCCCCUUUCAACGGAGUCUGGGACUUUCUUGGAACCUGGAAACAGACAGCUUCUCAUUCCAGGUGUCCCACAAUGAGAAGCCUUUUACGCGGAGAGGCAUCCUGUCCACAGUGAAUAGUCUUUAUGACCCCCUUGGGUUCGUGGCUCCAAUAACAAUGCAAGGUAAAGCCUUAAUCAGAGAACUCUCUUCUAAUCAGAGUGAGUGGGAUGCCCCUCUUCCCACAGAAAAAGAAGAGGAAUGGAAAAUGUGGAAGGAAUCUUUGAUGGAGUUGGAACAUAUGAAUAUACAGCGGACCUACAUCCCAGUCUCCUUGUCUACCGCUCAAAGAAGAGAGCUACACAUCUUCUCAGAUGCCUCUACAGUAGCCAUAGGAGCGGUAGCCUACCUGAGAGUUAUUGACUUGGAAGGUCAAUGCCAUGUUGGAUUUGUCAUGGGGAAAUCAAAAUUGGCCCCUCGUCCGGCCCACACUAUCCCACGCCUAGAACUGUGUGCGGCUUUGCUAGCUGUUGAGAUGUAUGAACUGAUCAAAGACGAAAUUGACAUUGAUAUACAUGCAGCCAAGUUCUACACAGACAGUAAGAGUUCUCGGUUACAUCCACAAUGUCACCAAAAGAUUCUAUGUUUAUGUUGCCAAUAGGAUAACUCGCAUCAGGAAGUCUACCCAUCCAGAUCAGUGGUGCUAUAUAAACACUGACAGCAAUCCAGCAGACCAUGCAACCAGGCCCAUACUUGCUGCGCUCUUAAAACACACUAGUUGGUUCUCAGGUCCACCGUUCCUGACCCAAACAUACUUGAGUAAGCCUGAGAACAUCAAUUUUGACCUUGUAGAGCCUCACACAGAUGCAGAGAUUCGACCAGACGUCACUGUCUUUGCCUCUAAAGUUUCUGGAGCUCAACUCAGCUCUCAUCGCUUUGAGAGGUUCUCAAGCUGCAAAACUCUCAAUCGAGCCACAGCACGACUCAUUCAUGUUGCAAGAUCCUUCCAUGAAGGUGCAGACAACACCAGCUGCAGAGUCUGGCAUGACUGUAAUAAACCAUGCGGUACAAGUGAGUUGUCACAAGCCAAAACAGCAAUCAUUCACUGUGUGCAACAUGAAGCCUUCAGAGAGGAAUUCAAAUGCAUUGAAAAAGGAAAACAGUGGAAGCAAGUCCAGUGUCUCGCUGACACCUUUUGGAAAAGGUGGAGACAGGAGUACCUGACAACGCUGCAGAGACGCAGAAAAUGGACAGCAGAAAAGCCAAAUGUAAAAGUGGGAGAUGUUGUCUUAUUGAAAGACAGUCAGGCACACAGAAAUGACUGGCCAGUCGGGCUUGUGGUAAAAACCUUUCCCAGUACUGACAAAAAGGUUAGGAAAGUAGAACUAAAAAUUGUCAAGCAAGGAGCUGCUAAGGUGUUUCUGAGACCAAUCUCAGAGAUUGUUGUUCUUCUUUCUGAAGCAUCCAAGAGACAAAAGAUAAAAAUAUAAAGGACAUUAUUUGUUUCUUGAUACGUUUUAUUUCAUAGUGGCACAAUUUUAUUAUACCAGGCGGGGAGUGUGCUGCCAUCCUGUUAGAAGGUAACAGAUUAUUUUAUUUACAAUGGUUAAAUUGGAUUUUCAUUGUGUUCAAUGGUGUUAUUUGCCCCCUAGUGGCGCUUUCUGGUACUUAGAAAGACAACGCAAACGGGAAGUUCAGAAUUUGUUUUGCACGCAUAGAAGCAACUACAAACAACGCUACGGUGCAGGUCUUUCAAUGUAGUUAUUUCUUGUCACGCUUCAGCCUUGGAAAAAUAUUUGUUUAAAACAAGAUGGAUCGUAGUGAUGAGAGAAUCAGAAGAGCUUUAAGGCGCCGCCCUUAUGUGUUGAAUCCAGUGAGGGUGAACUCCCCUGAUUCUGUGAUGUGGCCAACCGGUAAGGUGCACAGAAGACCAAGGCCUUCUACUUCAGCGCAGACCCCUCAGAUCCACAAAAGGCCUCCAAUCAUUGAGAACUGUGGGCAGGAACAGACAUCUGGGGAUGGACGGGACAUGAAUUCAGAGCCUCUCAGCCAGUCUGGAAGGGUGACUCGGCUGAUGGAGAGAAAUUAUGAUGGGGUGAUCUCAUCCUCCAACUCUGAUGACAUCUCUAUCUACUCCUUCACUGACUGUGAAUCUGAGUCUGAUGAGGAUCAUGAAAGGAGGACACCACCGCUGAUAGUGAAGGAUAAGGAGGAUGGAAAGGUGACAAAGUUUGAAGUGAGGGAAAUGGUAGAGGACGACAAUCUGUCUCUCCACUCCUUGGAUGAUUCAGACUUUCUGUGUGAUAAUGGCAAUGAUGCCUCUGCUGAGGACAGUCCAGGGUCUUCAAAGGAACCACAGAGAAAAGGGGCUUCACUGAAGGACCCUCGACUGAUUAUUGUGGCCAAGCCCAACAUCCUUCUCCCUGCCUCUGUGAGUGCCCUGAAGAAGGCAUCGCGGCUGAUGGAGUUGGUCCCUACUGUCCAGCCCUGCAGGGAGCAGCUGGACAAGAAGACACAGUGGACCAACACCAACGAGGAGAGCCUGAGGAGGAUUAAAAAAAAACUGGCCUCCAUAGAGCUCGACCUGGAGGAAGGCCUGAACAAGGUCAACGACGGUCAGGACAUCAACCACGAGAGGCAGAAGAACGAGGGAUGCUUCAGAGCCUGGAUUGAGAAGUGGAUGGGGAGGAGGAAGGAGGAAAGACUGAGGGAUGAAGAUGUGAAUAGGCAAGACAAAGGGAGGAUGGGCGAGGAAGUGAGGGCACUGAUCCAAGUGAUGAAGAGAAACUGCAGUGAAAGUGAUCUUGAGGCAGUAAACCUGGACAGUUGGCUGAAUGACUUGGAAAGGUUGAAAGUGGCCUUCAAGAAAUGCACUGGAGAGAUGGCCGAAAUGGUAGAGAGCAUGGCAGAAAUGCAGACCAGAAUAGCUGAGAGCAGGCUCCUCAAGCCUGAAAAAAAUAACUAUGUCCAGAGCUUUAGCCCAGGGAAAGUCUCUGGUCCUGUGUCUGGCCUCUCUCCUCUUGUGACCUCAGCACCCCGGACCCUGGCUGAAGCCCUACAAGCCCUGCCCUCUGCUGUGGCCCGUCCCUCCCAAAAGGAUGUCCCAAAGCCUCCGACACCUCCAAGCCCUGUCUCUGUCAUUGUUGCUUCGCCUGCUGUGGAGUACUUACCAUACCACCGCAGCCCUCGCCUGGCCCCAAUCACCAACCUGAGUGAGAACGGCAGGAAGCUGCUCCAGAAAAUGUCAGGAGUGACGCCACAGGAAAGGAAGGUCAAAAGGAAAAAGACCAAGGGAAAAAAGCAAGUGAAGAAAGAGAAGGCCAGUAAGAUGCAGCAGGUGGAAAAUGUUGGAGAACGUAAGGAGGACAAGAAAGAGGAAAAGAAGAGUCUGAGGAAGAGGUUUCUCCAGUGGCUGCUGCCCAAACUGAGAUGUUCGAAGAAAUAAUGGCCAACUACUACUACAACACACACACACAUACUAUUGAUAUUGGUCUCAUUGUUAUAUUUUGAGACAUGCACCAUUCUUUAAAAAAUUAAAAAGACCCAAUAAUUAUAUUGGUUCCCAUACAGCCUA
Messenger RNA from Oncorhynchus keta (chum salmon), 6644 nucleotides. RefSeq lists its product as uncharacterized. The transcript has 12 exons. The record is from RefSeq and is a predicted model, not a curated record. Lineage: Eukaryota; Metazoa; Chordata; Actinopteri; Salmoniformes; Salmonidae. Bases 4881 to 6515 code for a protein of 544 amino acids.